Eubalaena glacialis (North Atlantic right whale) is the source of this 1080-nucleotide messenger RNA. RefSeq names its product mab-21 like 2 (gene MAB21L2). The transcript has a single exon. NCBI's taxonomy places the organism in Eukaryota, Metazoa, Chordata, Mammalia, Artiodactyla, Balaenidae. The record is from RefSeq and is a predicted model, not a curated record. Bases 1 to 1080 code for a protein of 359 amino acids.
AUGAUCGCCGCUCAGGCCAAGCUGGUUUACCAGCUCAAUAAAUACUACACUGAGCGCUGCCAAGCGCGCAAGGCGGCCAUCGCCAAGACCAUCCGAGAGGUCUGUAAGGUGGUCUCGGACGUGCUAAAGGAAGUGGAGGUGCAGGAGCCUCGCUUCAUCAGCUCCCUGAGCGAGAUCGAUGCCCGCUACGAGGGGCUGGAGGUCAUCUCGCCCACAGAAUUCGAGGUGGUGCUCUACCUAAACCAGAUGGGCGUCUUCAACUUCGUGGACGACGGCUCGCUGCCCGGCUGCGCGGUGCUCAAACUGAGCGAUGGGCGGAAGCGGAGCAUGUCUCUCUGGGUCGAGUUCAUCACAGCGUCCGGCUACCUCUCGGCGCGCAAGAUCCGCUCACGUUUCCAGACGCUGGUGGCUCAGGCGGUGGACAAGUGCAGCUACCGGGAUGUGGUCAAGAUGAUCGCGGAUACCAGCGAGGUCAAGCUGCGCAUCAGGGAGCGCUACGUGGUGCAAAUCACUCCGGCGUUCAAGUGCACCGGUAUCUGGCCUCGCAGUGCUGCACAGUGGCCUAUGCCCCACAUCCCCUGGCCCGGCCCCAAUCGGGUGGCGGAGGUCAAGGCCGAAGGGUUCAACUUGCUCUCUAAGGAGUGCUACUCGCUGACCGGCAAGCAGAGCUCUGCGGAGAGCGACGCCUGGGUGCUGCAGUUCGGAGAGGCUGAGAACCGCCUGCUGAUGGGCGGCUGCCGAAACAAGUGUCUCUCGGUGCUGAAGACGCUGCGGGACCGCCACCUGGAGCUGCCUGGCCAGCCGCUCAAUAACUACCACAUGAAGACGCUGCUGCUGUACGAGUGCGAGAAGCACCCGCGGGAAACGGACUGGGACGAGGCGUGCCUCGGAGAUCGGCUCAACGGCAUCCUGCUGCAGCUCAUCUCCUGCCUGCAGUGCCGCCGCUGCCCUCACUACUUUCUGCCCAACCUCGACCUUUUCCAGGGCAAGCCCCACUCGGCCCUGGAGAGCGCUGCCAAGCAGACCUGGAGGUUGGCCAGGGAAAUUCUCACCAAUCCCAAAAGCCUGGACAAACUAUAG